AUGAACAUCGAUACACCGGAGCUGCUCCUCAGAGAGAAAAAAGCUCAGAAACCCCGAGAAAACUUAGAAACGAUUGAACUUACAGAGGGAUCCGAGAUGUGUGUAAAGCUGGGGGUAGAUUGGCCAAACGAGCACCGGGAGGCUAUCAUAGCUCGGAUAAAACAGUAUGUGGAGGAGUUUACCAACAAACCAGAGGAUAUUGGGGGGGUAGACCCGAAGAUUAUUUCGCACAAGUUAAAUGUGGAUGCUAAGUGCAAGCCUGUCAAGCAAAAGAAAAGAACUUUCUCUCUAGAGAAACAGAUUGCUAUCCGAGAUGAAGUGGAGAAGCUCUGGAAAGCCGGGUUCAUCAGGAAAGUAGACUACCCUGAAUGGCUGGCUAAUGUAGUCUUGAUCAAGAAGUCUAACGGUAAAUGGAGGCUUUGUAUAGAUUUCACUGAUCUAAACAAUGCCUGCCCAAAAGACAGUUUCCCCCUGCCGAACAUCGAUCAACUGGUAGACGCAACGUGUGGGUUUGCGGUUUAUGCUUUCUUAGACGCCUCCCAGGGAUACCACCAGAUCCCGAUGAGUAAAGAUGACGAAGAAAAGACAGCUUUCACAACGGAUCUGGGGACUUAUUGCUACAAGAAGAUGCCUUUUGUCGUGAAAUCCAAGGGGAUCGAGGAUCACGCAGAGGAUUUGGCAGAAACUUUUGAAAAGCUGAAGGGUUUUAACCUCAAGCUGAACCCAGAAAAGUGUGUUUUUGCAGUCCGCUCUGGGAAAUUUCUAGGGCACCUCAUCUCGGAGAAAGGCAUCGAGGCCAACCCGGAGAAAAUCGAGGCAGUAAUAAACAUGAAAGCCCCGAGCUCGUGGACAGAGGAGUGUAAUACAGCUUUUGAAGAGCUGAAGGUUUACCUUAGCACACCCCCGGUGCUAGGUAGACCUGAGCCAGGGGAAAUCUUAUAUUUGUAUCUCUCGGUGAAUGACGAGACAGCGGCGGCAGUCCUGGUAAAGGAAGAGAAGGUGGCGGCGGAAAAGCUAAGGAGAUAUUUCGAGGCUCACAUUAUUGUAGUACGAACGAACCAACCUCUGAGAAAGGCGUUGCAGAGGCCUGAAAUGUCGGGACGGCUGGUCAGUUGGUCGGUCCAGCUGGGAGGAUAUGACAUCCGGUAUGAACCAAGACCGGCCCUAAAAGCACAAGUGUUGGCAUAUUUCAUAGCCGAGACCACAGCAAGUGACCAACCUGAGGAACCUGAUGAACAACUUCGACGGUGGGUCUUAGAAGUCGAUGGGGCAUCAAAUCUGGAAGGAUCUGGGGCAGGCGUAGUCUUGAAAGGUCCUCACGGAGUUACACUCCGAAGCUCGGUUAAAUUCGAUUUCCCGGCAUCCAAUAAUGCCGCGGAGUAUGAGGCUCUGUUGAUCGGAUUAAGAAUGGAGCUCGGAGGAAAAUGGGUGAUAGAGCAAGUUCCUCGUUUGGAAAAUCAAGAGGCCGAUGUACUAGCUAAAGCAGCAACAGUAAACGAAAAGAUACCGGGGGUCCAUUUCUCUGUUCAAAAGCAUUCCAGCAUCGACAACCACGAAACCAUUUUUCUAACUCAGCCUUCGGAAAAUUGGAUGCAAGGCAUAGCCCACUACCUGAUGGACGGAACUCUGCCAGAAAACAGAGACAAAGCAUACAAAAUCUUGCGACAAGCUCCGUACUACGCGUUCCUCGAUGGAGUCUUAUACAGGAAGUCAUUCACCCACCCGUGGUCGAGAUGCCUGACAGCAGAGGAAGGGGAGUAUGUUCUGAGAGAAAUACACGAAGGGAUUUGUGGGGCACACAUAGCUCCUCGCAUGUUGGCAAAGAAAGCAGUGUUGCAGGGCUACUACUGGCCCCUAAUGGUCAGGCAAGCAGAGGAGAUAGUAAAGAAAUGUGAAAACUGUCAGAGGCAUCAGAACAUCCGACAUGCUCCCACCACAGAGCAGUGUCCUAUUACCAGUCCUUGGCCAUUUGCAACUUGGGGAAUUGACAUCCUGGGUCCUUUCACACCAACCACGGGGCAGAAAAAGUUCUUGAUAGUGGCAGUAGAUCACUUCACAAAGUGGAUCGAGGUAGAGGCAUUCAACUGCCGGGCAUUCAAGGAAUUUUGCAACGACUUGCACAUUGACCUGCGUUUCACUUCGGUAGUUCACCCGCAAAGCAAUGGGAUGACCGAAGUAACAAACCGGACGAUCCUAAAAGGGCUUAAGGCCAGGCUAGGGGAGUUCGACAGACAGUGGCUGGAAGAGCUACCGAAGGUCAUAUGGGCCUACCGAACCACCCCGAGGGCAGGCACAGGAGACACCCCGUUUUCUUUGACAUACGGGUGUGAGGCAAUGAUACCUGUGGAAAUCGGGAUACCAACUCUAAGGGUUCAGUUCUUCGAUGAGGCUAAGAACGAGGAAGAACAGAAGUUAUGUCUAGACCUGCUGGAAGAACGAAGAGAGCAGGCAGCGCUGAGAAUUGAAGCAUACAAGCAAAGAACAUUGCUAAGGGAAACGCUGGAGUGGGAAAGCUCGAACCUAAUUGGGAAGGCGCCUAUCGAGUCACUGAGGUCGGACGAGCAGGAGCUUACAAGAUAG
This is a messenger RNA of Mercurialis annua (annual mercury), 2580 nucleotides long. RefSeq lists its product as uncharacterized. Gene Ontology annotation, molecular function: nucleic acid binding. The transcript is spliced from 7 exons. Gene Ontology annotation, biological process: DNA integration. The record is from RefSeq and is a predicted model, not a curated record. The coding region runs from base 1 to 2580 and encodes 859 amino acids. NCBI's taxonomy places the organism in Eukaryota, Viridiplantae, Streptophyta, Magnoliopsida, Malpighiales, Euphorbiaceae.